Messenger RNA from Cooperia oncophora, 1593 nucleotides. NCBI's taxonomy places the organism in Eukaryota, Metazoa, Nematoda, Chromadorea, Rhabditida, Trichostrongylidae. The record is from the annotation of a GenBank genome assembly.
AUGGUUCUGUUCGCUGGUUACAAAAACCCACAUCCUUUGGAACAUAAGAUAUUGUUGCGGGUUCAAACAACCGGACAAACUACUCCAGCAGAUGCUCUGAUCAACGCGAUCACUGAUCUUAUUGCUGAGCUUUCACUGUUUGAAGAAAGAUUCCGGGUUUGUUUUAUUCAUUCAAGAGCCAUGCGCCUUGAAGAUGUUGUAGUGCUGUCCAUAUCAUUAUUUAUUUUACCAGUUAUCUGUUUUUCUGGUUUCUAUGACGUAGAUGAAGUUAGGAGCACAUUGUAUGAACCUGACAUUUUCUCUGUUCUGGCUGGAAUCGAUCCUGCUUUCAAUUUGAGCACUGUUUCUUUGAAGAAUAAGGAGAGUAUACUGAAAAAAAUCGUGGCAGAUUUGCCAACGGUCGGAGAUGAGGGAUAUAUUUUCAUCAAGAGCAAGACUGGGCAGAAUUUCGCAUGCAAAAUGCCAAAAGCCCAAGCUCCCGAGAAAGUCCAGGCAGAGAGCUAUAAUCCCAAGUACUUGGCUGAAUUGGUUUCAGCCAGCUUCUAUGUGAAGAACUGCAUCAGCAAGGAUAACGGCUGGUGGAAUUACAAGUUGUGUAGAGGAAAAGAUGUGAAACAGUGGCACGGAGCAAAAAACGAAGCCCAACAAAUCACCAAUUCUCUUGGUUUCUUUCUUGGAAAGUAUGACGUUCCACAUUAUCAGUACGAAUGCGAUCCGCAAUUAUCAACUAGUGAGGCAUAUAUUGACCAUGUGGAAGAAGCAGCCUCAUGUGAAUACUUAAUCAUUGUCAAAGUUGGUUCUCUGUGCACCCUUAGUGCUUUCAUGCCUCCAAGCCUGGUUACAUCAGCGAAUAAAAUUAUAUGUCAACCUUUCGUAUCUAAGGAAGCAGUCGAAAAGUUCCUAGAGGAUACUAUACGAAAAAGAGCUGAAAAGAAAGAAGCCGCCAUAAAGGCUGCACAACUGUUGGAAACUCUUCGACGGAUACAACGUCGCCGUGCCGCUAUGCGGCGAACUGAACUUCUCCGAGAUUCGACUGUGGAAAAAGCAGCCUUGCGUUCUUAUAUCGAUAAUGAGUAUCAGAAAGCUGCAUUGGAAUAUAUACAUGCAACUUUGCAUGGCCGCCUGGGCGAUAAGCAGCCUGAUGGUGCCGGAAACGUUGUCGACACAUUGUUGCGAGAAAGCGACGAUAUAGAUGAAGUAUUUUACAAUUUCGAUUAUCUGAGUGAGCGUGAUCAAGAUGCUGGCAAUCUAUGGUACUAUUUUCAUGAUAAAACGUGGAACAAAACACAUUUCCCGAAGUCUUUGGAUUACGUAGAUAUUAUGAAUGGAUAUUUUAACACUGCUUCGAAAUUGAUCAAGAACCAUGCAGAUUUGGCGUUGACGAUGCGGCUGUUUAGGCAUCUCCGUGGGGAUCCAUGGAAUCCUAAGCAAAAUUUGUUGCUACAUGGUGCAUUAAGUAACGAUUUGCGCUCAGCAGUCUUGCAAGAUGUGCCCCUGUUCAUUGCUCCGAAUGGUGAUGACUCUUUGGAUGAAGAGUUUGCUAGAAAUGUUGCUUUUGGUAACGGCUUAUUCGGAUUCAGAGCGUGGGUUUGA